Messenger RNA from Nymphaea colorata (pocket water lily), 1271 nucleotides. Its product is annotated as haloacid dehalogenase-like hydrolase domain-containing protein At2g33255. The transcript has 5 exons. Lineage: Eukaryota; Viridiplantae; Streptophyta; Magnoliopsida; Nymphaeales; Nymphaeaceae. The record is from RefSeq and is a predicted model, not a curated record. The coding region runs from base 246 to 980 and encodes 244 amino acids.
GGCCGUUUCUACUUACACCAAAACCAUGUAAUGCCCCUGCCUGAUUUCCCAGGAACUGCCAACAGAAAAGCUUACUGUUGCUUUUCCGCUACUGGACCUUAGAAAUAAAACGAUCGAGAAAACGCAAGUCGUCUAAAGUUCCAUCGCUUUCCCCUUGUAGCAUCACAUCUCAAUCAUCCCAAAAUCGCGAAAUUAAUCGCAAAAAAGGUCCGGAAAUUUUGAGGAUUUUUUAGCCCACGAGAGCCAUGAAUUCCUUAUCGAGAGUUCUUCACUGGUUUCGGCCAUCGAUGGCUGCCAGAUUCUCUACCUCUGGAAUGCAAAACUUGAGCCCGCCGAAGGCGAAGCUCAGAGGAGUCGUCUUCGACAUGGACGGAACCCUUACGGUUCCCGUCAUCGACUUCUCCGCAAUGUACAGGGCGGUUCUUGGCGACGACUAUGCCUCGAUCAAGUCGUCAUCUUCGCUUGGGGUGGAUAUCUUGCAGCAUAUUGACAGUUGGAGCCCGGAUAGGCAGCAGAAGGCGUAUGACAUCAUUGCGGAUUUUGAGCGCAGAGGACUCGAGCAGCUCCAGAUAAUGCCAGGUGCAAAGGAGCUUUGUGAAUUUCUUGAUGCUAGACAGAUACGAAGAGGCUUGAUUACUCGGAACGUCAAGACAGCUGUUGAUUUGUUCCAUUUGCGAUUUGGGUUGUCAUUUGAUCCAGCAUUAAGCAGGGAAUUUCAUCCGUAUAAACCUGAUCCUGCUCCACUACUAAGUAUCUGCUCUGUGUGGGGUGUCCGUCCAGAUGAAGUAAUAAUGGUUGGUGACAGCCUUCGGGAUGAUGUAACUUGUGGACGAAGAGCAGGUGCUUUUACAUGCUUGCUUGAUGAAAAGGGAAAAUAUGCCUCUCCUGAUUCUUUUAUUGACGUACGACCUGAUUUUAGAGUUUCUUCGCUAAUUGAAAUAUACCCAUUACUAGAAGCAAAUUUUGAUUUAUCGCUGUAAUACGAAGACAUAUCAAAGACAUGACAGGUCAUCUUUUGACACAACCUCAUGCACAUGAAACGUAUUUGGGUUAAACUGUGCUGUCCAUGCAUCUUCGACCAUAUUGUCGAAGAUGGGAAAACAAAGUUCAGCAUCCAUAACUAAGCACAGAUGGCAUGUUUAUUAUGGCAUCUCAUGUGGACACGUUUACUGUUUCUCAUUCUUAAUGAAAUUUGUAAUUCCUUCCUCGAAGGGCUUUGUAUAACAGUACAUUUACUUGUGUAUAACAUGCAACCAUUUACUUCUGUAUAA